CAUGGGGGACAUGAAGACCCCAGACUUUGAUGACCUCUUGGCUGCUUUUGACAUCCCGGAUCCAACGAGCCUGGAUGCCAAGGAGACCAUCCCAUCGGCUGGGGAGGAGAAUGAGAAUCACCUGAAGUCAUCGGGAAUCUGCAUAGAUGAGAACGUGUCCUUAUCCCACUCUUUGCCACCCUCUGAUGCGCCUGUUGUGAGUGUGAUAGUGAAGAACACGAGUCGCCAAGAGUCUUUUGAAGCAGAAAAAGAGGGAAAUCACCUCGGGACUGGUCUGCUCCACAAUGGGUUUCGUGGGUCUGAUCUGCCAUUGGAGGCUCACACUUUAGUGCAUAAUUAUGGCAAAUUUGAGUCAACUUUUAUUAAUGGUGACAGCUCGAGAAGUUACUCUGAGAAACUGGACCAGUCCAAGUCAGAGGCUUUGCCAACGUUUAGUCAGUUCAGCCCAAUUUCCAGCCCUGAACCAGAGGAUGGAUUCAAAGAGAACAGUAUAGGUGAUAAACCCAAACUUGCCCAAACGCCGUAUUUUCCACCACCUUCAAUGUAUAUACCAACUGGAGCUUCAGUACUAGAUCAUCUUAGAAGGGUACCAGAGCCUGAAUUGAGCAUGUUUGAUCAAUAUUGCAAAAAGGAACAGAAGAUGGAAAUCCACUGCCACCCGGAGAACAGGUUGGAAAUGAGAAGGAGAGAACAAGACAAAGUAGCAGAGAGGUUUGUGGAAUCAAAAGACUUGGUAGAUACCAACAACUUUCUGGGAGAAGGCUUGGUGUUUGGAGACCUCCCUCACAACAACUUAGGAGAAAGUAAGGGAUCUGUGCCUGAGCCUAACAUGUCUUCGUUGGUACCACCUCGCCAGAGGUUAAAGCCAACUCACUCAAAGUUGUCAUCCUGCGUGGCGGCGUUAGUAGCCCUUCAGGCCAAAAAGGUUGCGUGUAUUCCAAAAGGCGAUCAGCCAAAUCUUACCAAGGACCCUGGUCCUUUUAAAGACGGGACAAAGGGAAGUCCAAAAAUGCCCAAGUCACCAAAGAGCCCCCGAAGCCCCUUAGAGGUGGUGAGGAAAGCCAGCAAGCAGCCUGAGAGUCCUCGAAGUGUGUGCAGUGACAGCAGUGGGAAAGGCUCUCCUUCCAUGGCAGCCGGCUCUCCACCAGCUAUUCCCAAAGUUAGAAUAAAGACUAUCAAGACAUCCUCUGGUGAAAUUAAAAGGACCGUAACUAGAAUUUUGCCAGAAAACGAUGAGUUGGGCAAAUCUUCAGAAGAGUGGCCUUUGGAAACCUCAUCUGCCGAAGAGUUUAUCAAAUCUUUCCCAUCCCCUGACACCAGUGCAGUUAUGGAAGGUGAGCCUGGCAAAAAUUCAACCAAAACUGGGGCUGCUGUGGCUACCCAGCUGUCCAACAUAGCGAACCCUUACGCGGAUGGUAUGAAAACAGAUACUGCUGCAAACAGCACAUGUGCCGUGUCCUUGUCCCCGCUGCCAAACGGUGGCAGUGGUGCCGUAAAAGUAGGCGUUAAGAGGCAGCAGCAGGGUCCUGCGGCGCAGCCGUCUGGCGCAACCACCUCCAGCCUUCUUCCCAAAGCUGUUCACCUGGCCAAUCUCAACUUGGUCCCGCACAGCGUCGCUGCUUCCGUGACUGCAAAAUCGUCAGCCCAGAGGCGGAAUCAGCCUCAGGUGACGCAGAUGUCUGUGCCUCUGGUGCACCAAGUCAAGAAAGCUGCUCCCGUCAUUGUGGAGGCGUUUAAUAAAGUACUACACAGUGCCAAUCCGGUGCCAAUUUAUACUCCAAACCUUAGCCCUCCGCUUGACACCAGUAUUAAUUUACCUGCCUCUGGGUAUUGUUGCCUGGAAUGCGGGGACUCGUUUGCCUUAGAGAAAAGCCUGACUCAUCACUAUAGCAGACGAAGUGUUCAUAUUGAAGUCAUGUGCACUCAGUGUUCAGCUAUGCUACUUUUUUUUAAUAAGUGUAGCUUGCUUAAACACGCAAGAGAUCAUAAGAGCAAAGGAUUUAUCAUGCAGUGUUCUCAGCUGCUAAUGAAACCAAUUUCCUUAGACCAAAUGUUUUCACCUUCUCCUACAAGCUCUUCAGCCUCUCAGGCUCCUCAGACUUUGCACUCACCGUCUCCUUCGUGUAAGCCCAGUGCUGCUUCAGGAGGUGGGGUUGGAAUUUCUGCUAAUGCUCAGCCAGCCUUACCUCUCUAUACGGACCCGUUGAGUAUAAUCCGGCAUGGACUCAAGUGUUUAGAGUGUAACAAGCAGGCGCAGGAUUACGUUGCUUUAGCAGCUCAUUACCAGAGAACCUCAGAAGAUAAUGAGAAACUGACAUGUCAAGUGUGCCAGAUGAUGCUGCCCAACCAGUGCAGUUACUGUGCUCACCAGAGGAUCCACGCUCACAAGUCUCCAUACUGCUGCCCAGAGUGCGGGGCUGUUUGCCGCUCCGCCUAUUUCCAAACCCACGUCAAGGAGAACUGCCUGCAUUACUCCCGCAAAGUCGGGUUCAGGUGCAUCCAUUGUGGAGUCGUCUUCAUGACCCUUGCCCUGCUGAAAGUGCACAUCCACGAGAAACACUGCGAAGUCUUCCACAAGUGUUCUUUUUGCCCGAUGGCCUUCAAGUCAGCUGACAGCACCAUGGCUCACAUGACCAGUCAGCACCCAGCAGAGCCUCACAAGAAUACUCAGCUGAUCUACAAAUGCUCUUGCGAGACAGUCUUUAACAAGAAAAAGCUGCUCCACGAGCACUUCCAGCAGAACACCAACAAGCUGUUAGUGGGAGUGUUUAAGUGCCCAGAGUGUCAGCUGGUGUAUAUGCAGAAACAGCAGUUAAUGCAGCACGUUAAGGGUGUUCAUGGCAUCCCCCAAAAUCCUGAGGAGCUCUCAAACUUUCAACAGAAAUCUGAGAAGUCAUCAAGGAACCAGAUUCAUAACACACCAAAGGAGCUGUUGGUAGCCAAUGGGACUUCUCACUCCCCUCUGCUGAGGAAGGAUGUGAGGGUGGAAGGAUAUAAUCCUGAAUCCAAGUCCAGACUGAGACGAACUGGUUGGACUUGCAAAGAGUGUUCACAGUGGAUGCCUGAUCGGGAAACCUAUGUGUCCCACAUGAAAAGAAAUCAUGGAAGGUCUAUGAAGAGAUACCCCUGUCGACAGUGUGAACGCUCAUUUAAUGCCUCCAACAGUCUGCGUAGACAUAUCCGCAAUAAUCACGACACAGCAAAGAAAAUUUAUACUUGCUGGUACUGCACAGAUGAAAAUCAGACAUUUCCUCAGCCGUUCAUGCUGGAGAAUCACAUCAGCCUCAUGCACGGCAUCAAAACCCCAGACUUAUCCCAGAUGGCCAAAGCAAAAGCUCCAGACAGAGACACAGCAGAAGCAAAAUCUCCAAAGAGGAUGGCAAUGGAUGAGCUGGGUCAGGCAGAGACCGCUGUGGGUUCAGGCGCACCGUCAGCCAAAAAACUGAAAGCACACUGGAAAUGUGCUAAAUGCGGCUUCGCGACAGACGUCAGCACUGAGUUUCAGGAACACAUACCUCGGCACAAGACGGACAGCUCCACCUACCAGUGCUCCUUCUGUGGCUUGUGCUACACCUCCCACAUCUCUCUGAACAGACACCUCUUCAUUGUUCAUAAAGUCAAAGAUGAAGAGGAGGAGGAGGAGGAGGAGGAGGAGGAAGAAGAGGAGGAAGAUGAAGGGCUGAAGUUACAAAGGGAGAUGAGUGAGAAUGGGCACGAGGGGUAUAACGGCGAGACGAACACUACGGUGGAAGAAGAAAGCCUGAAAUGCAAAGAGUGCAGAAGUGACUUGGCUCUUUGCGAACACAGUGAGACCUGUGGCAUGGAGGGUCCCAACAGCAGCUUGCAGAACAAUCACUCGAAGUCUCUCAAGACUUAG
This is a messenger RNA of Merops nubicus (carmine bee-eater), 3877 nucleotides long. RefSeq names its product zinc finger protein 592 (gene ZNF592). The transcript has 8 exons. NCBI's taxonomy places the organism in Eukaryota, Metazoa, Chordata, Aves, Coraciiformes, Meropidae. The coding region runs from base 2 to 3877 and encodes 1291 amino acids. The record is from RefSeq and is a predicted model, not a curated record.